Molecule: messenger RNA, 1923 nt
Organism: Rotaria socialis
Lineage: Eukaryota; Metazoa; Rotifera; Eurotatoria; Philodinida; Philodinidae
Source: the annotation of a GenBank genome assembly
AUGAAAAGUAAAGACCUUCAAAAGGUGGUACUUUCAAAGUACCAAAAAGGUGAUACUCCGAAACAAAUUUAUCAUGAUUUAAACGGUGGACUCGGUUUAAGAACAAUCGAAAGGUGGUGUCAAAUGAUCCGGAGGUCGGGAACUAUCACAUUAUCAAAACCACCAGGUGGCCCUCGUUUGGUUCGAACAAGGGAGAACAUUCAAAAGGUAAAGAACCGGUUACGCCGAAAGAAAAAGGUGUCAGCUCGAAAAAUAUCAAUGGAGCUUGACAUGUCCGAAAGAAGUGUUCGGCGAAUAAUGAAAAACGAUUUAGGGUUAUAUCCCUAUAAAAAAGUAAUCGAACCAUUGCUUUCCGAUGAUCAAAAGCUCAAACGGAAACAAUUUGCAAAUUGGGUUCGAACAAAUUUCCGAAAAGAAGACACUUUGAAAAUCCUCUUUUCGGAUGAAAAGAUGUUCGACAUUGACGGUGUUUAUAAUACCCAAAAUGAUCGAGUGUGGGCAGUAGAUCGUGCUGAUGCCGAUAAAAAUGGUGGCACUCAGCAGAAACGAAAAUUCCCACAAAAAGUAAUGGUUUGGCUCGGUGCCUGUUCCAAGGGUCUCACACCCUUGGUAAUCUUGGAUGAAGGAACAGUCGAUCACACUGUUUAUAUCGAAAAAGUGCUUCCUAUUGCUUUAAAAUAUGGGAAUCAAUUUUUCGGCAGCGACUGGGUCUUUCAACAAGAUGGCGCCAAGCCUCACUCGCAUCAUUUAUUACAAAAAUGGUGUCGAGACAAUUUUCCAACAUUUAUUGAGAAAGACAGAUGGCCACCAAAUAGUCCAGAUUUAAACCCACUGGACUACUCAAUAUGGGAUCAGCUGGCCAACAACAUCAAUUGGAACAAAGUCUACUCAAAAACAACACUCAUUAAGGAAUUAAAAUUGUCGAUUAAAAAAAUUUCUGAAUCUGUUGUUUUUGAAGGUUGUGCGUGUUGGACCAAUCGAUUGUAUCGUCUUUACCAAAAUGAUGGAAUCAUUCCCAAUAUUCCUGCCAAUGCCAACUGGGUACAGAAUGGCGUGACUGUUGCUGGAGGUCACGGACAAGGCAGUGCCGCCGAUCAACUCAGCAGCCCUUGGGAUCUCUUCGUUGAUGAUGAUCAAACAGUGGUCAUCGCUGACCAAGGGAAUCAUCGUAUCAUCCAAUGGAAGAUGGGUGAUACGAAUGGACAAGUCGUUGCUGGCGGCAAAGGCGCAGGAAGUCGAUUGGAUCAAUUGAAUCAUCCAACCGAUGUGUUGAUCGACAAAGAGACGGAUAGUCUCAUUAUUUGUGAUCAUGGAAAUCAACGAGUCGUACGAUGGUCUCGUCGUAGUGGCACAACUCAAGGAGACAUCCUCCUUGAGUACAUCAGUUGUGUCGGAUUAGCCAUGGACGAUCAGAGAUAUCUCUAUGUCUCUGACGACGACAAAUAUGAAGUAACACGAUAUCAACUGGGCGACAAGACUGGAACACUCGUAGCUGGUGGCAAUGGCACAGGUGCUGGUCUCAAUCAACUCAACAAGCCGACCAAUCUCUUUGUCGAUCGGCAACAGACGGUGUACGUGUCAGACUUCAACAAUCAUCGUGUAAUGAAAUGGACUAAAGGUGCAAAAGAAGGCAUUGUUGUCGCUGGAGGUCAAGGCAAAUGGAAUGCUCUGACACGAUUGUAUUGGCCUAACGGACUGUUCAUCGAUACGUUGGGCACACUCUAUGUGGCAGAGCAGGGCACUCAUCGAGUGAUACGUUGGCCUCAAGGAGCGAAAGAAGGCACUGUGAUUGUGGGUGGAACUGAUGCAGGAGUAGGAGCAAAUCAGCUCAGCUGUCCCCACGGUUUGUCUUCCGAUCGACAUGGCAAUCUCUAUGUCGCCGAUUAUAGCAAUUAUCGUGUUCAACGAUUUUCUAUCGAAUAA